GAUGUGAUAGGCUGGUAGUGAAUCAUUGCUUUUACUGUUGACGAUAGGUCUUGCCGAGAAAUCAAGGAAAAUGAAGCGACCUGUUGUCGUGCCUCGUCAGGAAUCUCUCAUGUAUCCAAUUGUAAAAAAUCCUUUCGUGCAUAAUCUACAAUUUACUACUCUAGAUAUCGUUAGGAUUGUGAUUAUGUCUGUCACUAUAGCACCUGUUAGACUGGUAUCCUUGGCCCUGCUAUUUGGACUUGCCUGGUUACUAGCAAAAAUUUCAUUGGCUUGUAGAACACCAGAAGAAAAACAGAAACCGUUAGAAGGAUGGAGAAAGUUCUUGAUGAGACCAAUGAUAAUGGUGGGGAGAGCUGGUAUAUUUUGUUCAAGUUUCCAUAACGUUAAGAUUAAAGGUCAACCAUCAACCGCCAAGGAAGCACCCCUCCUGAUAGUGGCCCCCCAUUCCAGUUUUUUCGAUAGUCUUGUAUUAUUUUAUUGUUCGGAAUUUCCAUCAGUGGUGUCUAAGAAGGAAAUCUCCUCCCUUUUCUUAGUGGGAACUCUCAUAGAGUAUACACAGCCAGUGCUAGUCAAAAGAGAGGAUCCCAAUUCCAGAACCAACACAAUCAAGGAAAUUCACAGAAGAGCUCAUUCUGGGGGAAAGUGGCCCCAAAUCAUCAUCUUCCCUGAGGGAACAUGUACAAAUAGAAGUUGCCUUAUUAAUUUUAAAUCUGGUGCUUUUUAUCCAGGCUCCCCUGUGCAGCCUAUAUGUAUACGAUACCCAAACCAGUUUGACACUGUGACAUGGACAUGGGAAGGGCCUGGGGCCUUUGCCUUGUUAUGGUACACAUUGUGUCAGUUUCACACAAAGUGUGAAAUUGAGUUUUUACCUGUGUAUACUCCAUCCGAAGAAGAAAAGAAGGAUGCUGCAUUAUUUGCAGCCAAUGUCAGGGCGACAAUGGCAGAAGCCCUUGCUAUCCCUGUCACUGAUCAUUCCUAUGAUGACUGCAGAUUGAUGCAGAAAGCAGCCAAACUCAAGCUCCCCAAAGCUGCAGGACUUGUCGAGUUUAUGAAGUUAAACAAAAAACUAGGGUUGAAUUUUGAUGCAGCCAGUGAACUGUUAGAUAGAUUUUAUGCUAUUGCCAAGAACAGUGAUGGAAAGAUUACAUACGAAGAAUUUGCAAAUUAUCUACGUUUGCCUAAGUCUGAUGCACUGGAAGAAGUCUUCUCACUUUAUGAUCGGGAUGGAUCAGGAACAAUCGACUUCAGGGAGUACGCAAUAGGGCUGUCUCUAGUAUCCUCUCCUGAAAACACAGAGGAAACCAUUCAAUUCGCAUUCCAGCUUUUUGAUGAGGGAAACAAAGGAUACAUUACCAAGCCAGAGCUUGGACAAAUUCUGCAUAAUGCUUUCAACAUGGAUGGGCUUGACUCGGAUGCUCUGUUUGAUGAGGUUGACGUGAAUCAAGAUGGCAAAAUCUGCUUUGAUGAGUUUUCCCAGCAUGCCAUGAAGAAGCCAGAAUAUGCAAAGUUGUUCAAGACCUACCAGGAUGCAAAAACCAAUGGUCAUCAGAAACAGGAAUGAAAACUGCCCAGGAGGCAGCAGCUUAGCAUGUACCAAAUGAGCAUGUGCAGUGAUAGAACAGGAAGUGACAUCAUUGUCAGUGAUGCUGGUGCUUAGUUGUGUCUGUUUUAGUUUGUCUUGGUUUUUGUUAUGACAGUAUUAUUGUUGUCUGUUUAAUUUGGGGGUUAUCUCUAUGACAUAGUCAUGGGUUUUAAUUUCUUUAAAAUAUGUUUUUAUUUUAAUAUAUACAUAUACCAUAAUUUCUGGAAGAUAGGUUGAUAUUUUUCUCUCAGAUGUGCUGGUCAUGUCCUAUUUACUGGAUCAGCCUUUCUAAUGCUCAGGUUUAGAAAUUUGCCCAAAGUUUGUUUUAAUAAAAACCUAUAAAUUUCAAUUCAGAAUUUUGCCACAUUUACAGCAUUUCAGAAUGUCGGCAAAAAAAAAAAAUAUGGUAGAAGAAAAGGAAAGUAUUUCUAUAUGUGAAUUCAGUGUAAAUACUGUUGUACAUUCAAAAUUAUUAACAAAUUAACAUGUACAAAAAACUUAAGUGUGUCUCCAGACUAAAGUAGGAAUCCAUAAUUACAUGCUACAAUUAAAAAUGAAAUUUGAUCAGUGGGUCAUCUCAGUUUGAUAGUAAAAACAUCACAUACACUCAAACAAAAUUAGGUUAUCAAUGUUGCACAUCACAUAACUUGCUGUUAAACAUGUUUUGAUAUUCAGACUGUAAAUACGCUUGUAUGAAAUAAAUUUAGAAGCUAAGUAUUUAAAAAUCAAGGAAUAUUAAUUAACUAAAAUGAACAUACAUACUAUAUACAUGUAGUUACCUGAGUUUUAGUAAAGCCCUUGACAGAAAAUGCAUUGAAAAGGCAGAUAAUGAAUUAUUCGGCUUAAACAAACUCUGGGUUAUGAAAAUGAACUAUCCUGAGAAUAUCUUCAGAAAAAACAACAGUGUAAAUAAUUUUCAUCGUUGCUCAAACUCUAUAAGGAUCGAGUCAGCGGAAUUAGGCAUUGACAAGAUGGAAUUAUUGAUAUUAAUUUUGAAGAAGUAAAGUACAAGAGAUAUAAUUCUUUUUAACAAUUAAAAGUAAUUAAGAUAUCAAUUUAUCUUUAAUAUUAAUAUGUAUCAACAAUACAAAUUAAUGAUUUCUGCCUCCCCAAACAUUAUAGAGCAUAUGAAUCAGUGAUAAACAUUGGAAUUAGCCUUGUCCUUUACUCCAAAUCAAUCUAAAGAUUUUAUAGAUUUUUUGCUAAAAAUGAGCCAUUUGUCAUUCAUAUAUCUUCCGAAAAUUAUGGUAUAUUUUACAAAGGAAGUCAAUUUUCCAUAUACAUAUAGCAUAGAUUUGAUCUAGUUGGGUAUCUAGUUUAUAGGAAAAUAUGCCUCUACUGGGGAUAUAGUAUGCUUGAUUUAAAGCAGAUAAUAUGUUUUCAAACUUUUGUCAUCUAAAUAUGAUGGAUAUGUUGAUUGAUCUGAAUUUUUAUAAACAAGGGAUAUAGUAACUGACCUGUCUGUUUGCCCCAGUAUAUGUCCAUCCGUCCUCUAAGCUCAAAGUUUUUUCCUGAUAUACCAUAUACAGGAUUACUUUUUCCCCAUGCUAUUUAUGCCCUGAUAAUCUUGGAAACAAUUUUGCCCAGUUUUAAAUUGGCCCAAAAACAGUUGAAUUAAAAGAGAAAUUACUAAUCUCUGUAGACUUCGUCUUGUUUUUGUAUUCACCCAUUGGCGAUGAAGGCGAAUAAAUCAAAAAUAACAGGGGGGUGAAAAUUUCCCUGUAUACAGUAAUUCCAACAUAAAUAUCUUUUAAGACAGAGGUUCUAAAAGACAUUAAUAUACAAUGGCGUUUCAAUUAUUUAUUUGACUGGUCCAGAAGAAGUGGUAAUAGAAUUAGUAGUGGCCUUGGGGGGCAUGGUGUUUCAUAAGAAUUUUAUUGCUUUUGUUGCUUGCAAAAGCAAGGUAUAUACAUACAGGUAACUCUUGAUUGCUCGAACUUCGAUCUCUCGAAGUUAUUGAUCGCUCGAAGUGAAUCUUCGGUCCCAAAUUAUUCC
Molecule: messenger RNA, 3577 nt
Organism: Saccostrea echinata
Lineage: Eukaryota; Metazoa; Mollusca; Bivalvia; Ostreida; Ostreidae
Product: lysophosphatidylcholine acyltransferase 2-like
Exons: 13
Coding region: 71-1561 (496 amino acids)
Molecular function (GO): calcium ion binding
Source: RefSeq, a predicted model, not a curated record